This is a messenger RNA of Xyrauchen texanus (razorback sucker), 4411 nucleotides long. RefSeq names its product poliovirus receptor homolog. The transcript is spliced from 10 exons. Gene Ontology annotation, biological process: heterophilic cell-cell adhesion; homophilic cell-cell adhesion. Gene Ontology annotation, cellular component: adherens junction. The coding region runs from base 133 to 1446 and encodes 437 amino acids. The record is from RefSeq and is a predicted model, not a curated record. NCBI's taxonomy places the organism in Eukaryota, Metazoa, Chordata, Actinopteri, Cypriniformes, Catostomidae.
UCUCGAUAGAGAAGGGUCUCCGCUUGGGGGGAUCAUUGAAUAACACAUAAUGUGCGAAUAAGGGCAGCCGAUGGACUUUCUGGUGCAUCCCUAUAGAGUUGGUGCCCUACGCAGACUGCGUAAUAUGCGGUAAUGGAUAGGAAUCGCCCUUCAGAAUGGAACAGACGGUUGAAUAAAUGGAGGACAUGUCUGCUACCACUAAUGACUAGGUUACUUUAUUGUAGAUACGGUAUUGAUGCCCUCUCUGCAACAAAACAAUAUGCUUCUCUCCUGUGUUUGAUUUUACUCGGCUGCAGCAGAACAGCAGCAAAGCAAAAGCAAGCACAAGCACCAGUAUCUAAGCAACCAGGUGUUAAUGUUGUCGGUCAUGAUACAGCAGUCUUAAAUGGACAAAAUGCUACUUUGUUUUCUGAGCUGACUGAGACCAAAGAUGCUAUAACACGUAUUGUAUGGCAGAAGAAGACACGAGAAAAUCCUGAAGAAACAACUUUCUUUAUUAUUCGUCAAGAUGGCAAAACAGAACACAGAAAUGGUUUAGGGGACAGGGUAAAAUUUAUUGGGAACAUUGCAGAGAAGAAAGGAACGAUCCAGCUGGUGGAAAUGAGGAUCUUGGAUGAAGGAAUCUACACUUGCAUCUUCAACCUGUUUCCUAGUGGGCCAUUUGAGACAAACAUCAAUGUUACAGUUCUUGUUCCUCCUGUGGUUAUCCUGACAGAAAAAGCACCUGUUGCUGGUAAUUUAGAAGUUACUUUGGCAUCAUGCUUCGCCUACAAUGCACGACCUGCAGCAGAAGUAUUCUGGAGGUUAGGAGCUCUAAAUAACUCACUGAGAACUGAAACCAGCCAUACAGUCCACCCAAAUGGGACUGUUACUGUUGUGUCCAUCCUACUUGGUGUACCGGACAAAUAUUUGAACCAGAGGAAGGUCCAAUGUGUUGCAAAACACAGCACCCUGACCAAGGAACUGGACUACACAAUAAGCAUCCAUUAUCCUCCGGAACCAGUGAUGAUAGUUGCUGACAGUCCAACAGAAUUUCAUUGUAAAGUUGAUGGUAACCCAAUCCUGACCUACACCUGGAGUAGCAGAGAUAAUAAAAUCACUCCAUAUUAUGAGGGAAGCAAACUUCUUAUUCCCAAACAGUCCUCUGACUUUAAUGGCUUGUACAUCUGUAAUGCUUCAAACAAGUAUGGAAGUUCAUCAGGUUCCCUGUAUUUGCAUGUGCAUACUGAAUCCAGCAUUAUCUGUUGGGGUCUGUUUGGUUUUGUCAUUUGCUCUGCUGUUCUUGGCAUUGUUGUCGGGAACAUAUUGAGCACGGGGCUGUGGGAUAGGAUCCAGAAUAGGAUUCGAGAAAUGCUUCCGGAUAGAAAUCAAGUACCUACAGAUCCCCCGAAUCCAGGAGAAGCACAGAUUGAAGAACUUGAAGAAAUACAAGAGGAGGCGAGAUGAUGGUCAGGUUCAGCUGAUACCAAAGUGCCCUCACUAAAUAUCAGUAAUGACUUCACUGGUGUGAUAUAUCAGUCAGAGGAAGGUUUGUUUGAUGAUCAUGGUCCAUUUAAAUAAGAAAAUAGUGCUGUAUACCACGGCUAACACAAGCACAAUGUAAAGACACCUACAGGACCACCACAGCUCUCAACUUAAAUCCACCAGGUCUGAAGAGACUCAUGCAGUACCACCGCUCCCUAUAAGCAUAUUACGCAGUAUGCGCAGGACACCAACUCACUAGGUGGGCACCAGAAAGUUCACCUGCUGCCCUUACUCACACAUUAUACGUUAUUCAAAGACCUGAAAGCAGUUGCGGAACACAGACACUCACUUCACACUCAUAUCAUAUGAAACCCCCUCCACCUGGAACUCGUAGGGCAUCAAUUUGGCCAGCGCCGACCCUGGACUCAUGUGAAAUCAUACAGGAGAGAAGCUGUCAGUUGAGUUUGUGGCAGAAACUUUUACAGUGCUAGCAUAUUGUUCUGAAUUUUACUGCAUAUGAUAAUUUAUAUUCAGAAAGUAGAACUAUAGUGACAUUCAUUACAAGAUGAUUAGUUAAAACAUUUCAAAAUGCACCUGCAUUGUUUUGCAUUUUGUUACUUUCAGUCGAAUUAGGGAUGGGCGUAUCAAUACUAAAGUAUCGAUUCUCACAUAAAAAUAUAGAUUCUGAAGGUUUUUUUUUAACUAGUGAUCUUAUUAUUUAUAUAACAUGAAUAUUAAUGUAUCUCAUAAGCUUCAGAGUGGAAAAGGAUUAUUAUAUGAGCAAAUUGUAGAACUUUUUUUUCUUCCGCUCAUCUUGACGCACAGAAAUGCUAAAAUACACCAGCAGACAGACAGCACUCACUCUUUCAGUCAUAGCGCUCGUUCAAAGAGGAAGCAGUGCUUUCCUGAGGUAAUGACAGAAAAACAGCAUCUGGAGUUAUUCACACCAAGUAAUGACAAACCUAGACAUGACAUGUAUUAUAAUGGGCUUGUGUGACCAUUUUAACGGGCUUAUUUAAAUUCAGAGGUGUUAAAACAUUGAUAAUGAUCUUUAAUCCUAGUUAAUAAAAGAUACCCACGACUGUAGUGACCAUGUUUUUUUUAUUUUUAUUUAUGUAUUUAUUUUAGUAGUAACCAAGGUUUUGAUACAAUUAACCAUGGUUUUACUACAGCAUUACUGUAUUAUCCAUAUUGUAACUUUGUUUUAGUUAUAGAAGCCAUAUAAUAUACUAAAAAAAAUUUAAAAGGAAAAAAAGAAGCCUAAUAAUUUUCUGCUUAAGCCUAUAAAUAUAUAAAACAUUUCAGUAAUAAUUUAAGUUACUAAUUUUAUCCAAAGUAUUCAUAAAAAUACUGGCCUAAAAGUACUUGGUAUCGGAUUGAAAAGAAAAUAGUGGUAUCGCCCGUCCCCAAGUCGAAUAAAAUACCAGUCAUGUAUACAUGUAUAGUGUUAAAAUAACGUCUCGUUCUCGUGAACCCAGUAUCGUGUAUCAUCACACCCCUAAUGAAAUCUGAAAUCUUCACAAACACGAUCCAAAGCACAAUUAUUUGUGGUAUACUUGUAAAUACUAUUUAAAAUCAUUUUUAAAAUGCGUCCGAGUUUGUAUGGUCAGUGGUUUGAACAGUUUAUUUUUUGGUCAUGAAAAUUAGUAGACAUGUAAAUAUAUUAAUAUUUUUACUAAAUAUACUAAAUAUUAGUAGACAAUUGAACUUCUAAACACAUUGAGAUCGGUACACAUGUGUAAUUCAUUGAAGUAUGACAACCAAUAUAAGCGACAAAAACAAUACCAGAAAACAUAUCCAAGCAUUAUAGCUGGUAAACAACUUCACCAAACAGUUAAAACAGUUCAAAUAAAUCCAUUAGGAGAAUAAUUUCAUGCCGCUGUUGUCCCCUGAAAACAUGACUGGACUGACUGAACAGCUUUCUGAACAGGACCUUCUGUCUGAGCUAACAGACAUGAUGUAAAUACACAAGAACAAUGACUUAUUCAUGCGAUUUCUUGACAAAUCCAACCUGACAGCUCUAAAGAGGAAUAAUUUUUGUACACUUACAGUAGUGAAUAGAAGUAAGACAAGAACAAAAAUUGUUCAAAGUGCAGCUUUAAUUACAAAAACUUAUGCUGCAACUAAAUUCAAAAUAUUUGCACAAAAGGAUCAGCAAAAUUUUUGUUUUGUUCAUCUAAUCAACUAUGGAAAUGUUCCACAGACACUUGAUAACCAUACAAUUUACACAUUUAAGCAGAUACAUGGGUAGAUACACCAUUUCACUGUUAUUUCUUGGUCACACUUUAUAAUUAACAUUAUAUGCAUACAAGACUAUUUAUUUACUGUGUGUAACUACAUGUUAUUCUGCAAAAUGUCCACAGUUACUGUUACUGAGGUUGAGGUACGUGUAGGUUUAGGAGUUAGGGUUGGGGUAGAGAUAGGUUCUAGGGUAAGGGCUUGGUUAGGGUUAGUGGUAGAGUUAAGUGUAACUACAAAUGUAAUUAAAUGUAACAACAUGUAUUUACAUAAUAAGUACAUUGUAUCAAAUGGUUAAGUACAUAGUAGUUAAGGCCACCUAAUAUAAAGAGUCUUUUGGAAAACAGUGCAUUAAAAAUGUCUCCAUUGUUUUAUUUGUUUUAGAUGAGUGUGACAUUGUCAGUCGGUUUAAAGGAAAUUAAGGAAGUGGAAAACAGCUUGCACUCUUCAUGGUAAUUUAUUUUGUACACUAUUUUUAAUAAACUCAUCAGAUUUAACAUAAGGAAUAUUGAUGCAAUGUUGCCAGCUUCAGAUCUCCCCUUCACUCUCCAAAAUUAGUUACAUUUGAAGUGUUGUUUUUGUAGUUUAAAUAUUCUUUACAUUCUUUUUAACAUAUCUUCAUGGUAAACCAGCUAAAUGUUAUUUAUAAAUGUAAUGUCAUUCUGUCAAUUGCUUUGUCUUAACAAUCCUGUAAUAAAGAGUGAACAAC